UAAGUACAUUUUUGUCGUUUUUCAAACGGCUAUAACUUGCAAAGUAUAGCAUCAAUAGGCAUUUUAUGUAUAUCGUUGAAAUCGGCAGAGUCUGGAGACUUAACUGAUAGGCAAUACAUUCCGAUUCCUUUCAAUUUUUAAACCCUGAUAAUCCCUUUAACAAACAGCAAGAUUCUUACAGAUAACAAACAGUGUAUGUGGUGUGUUUGAGUGGCUCCCAUUUCAUCAUGGGGGCUGUUCAAAUAUUUCUUACUUGUGUAUGAAUCGAAAUUCAUCUAUAUGUCAUUGACAUGGCAGAGGCUGAGGAAGAACCGGUUGAUCCACGUGUGCCGGUUGAGCUGGAACGCCUGAAUGCAUCAUCAGACGAUAUCAACAGGCUUGAAAAUAAGUUGGAGGAGGCCAAUGCCUUGUUCCGGACGACGCUAAACAACUCGACAGCCAGUCUGAAGCUUCUCUCGCGCCGGCUGGGCUCGGCCGUGGAGAAGGCGAGGCCGUACUAUGAGGCGAGGGAGGCAGCGCGCCGCACCCAGCUCGACUGCCACUGGGCCGCCGUGCAGUUCCAACGGGCCAGCGUGCUGCACCAGAACGCGCGCGAGACGAUCCGCCUGGCCGAGGAGCGUUUCCUGCCGCGCCAGAGCGGCGCCGACCAGCCGCCGCCGCCGUCGCCCCAGUACCAGUUCGACAGCGCCUGGCAAGAGCUGCUCAACCACGCCACCAUGAAACUGCUCGAGGCCGAGCAGCUCAAGCACGCCAGCGAGAGCGAACACCUGCGGCGGGCCAACACCUUCGCCAAGGCGCAGGCCAAGUUGAAGCACCUGGAGCGCUCCUUGGAACGGUUCGUGGCGCGCGCCCGGCCCUACUUCGAGCAGCGAGAGGUCGUUCAGCAGGAGCUCCUCAGACAGAAGGCAACUAUUCAGCAGCUGCAGCGGACACUGGGCGCCGCCAAGUCCCGAUACAGCUCGUCUCUGCGAGAACUGGAGAGCAUCUCUGAACAGAUUCACGAGCGCCGACGCAUGAGGGAGCUGAAGCCGGACCUGGUGUCGAUGGACCUGGGCGCCGCUGAGCUGGACGCUGGGAUAGAGCUGGACGGCGAGUCGGCCACUAGCGACUAUCAGGAGGACUUCCGACUCAGCCAGGAGCAACAGUACUGGGCGGAUGUCCGGGAGCAGAUCGAAGCCAUGUCGGCCGGUAUGUACGCCGGGAGGGGUGCUGCAGCGCCGGCGGGCCCGCAGGCGCCGCUGGCAGAGCCGCCGAGCGCCGCUCUCCGCAGGAGGCGGACGCUCUCGGAGCCGGGCGGCGGCCAGCUGGGGUCCGGCGGCGAGCGGAGGCGACCGCCGUCGGCCGGCUGGUAACCUCACCGAGUGUGGUGCCACAUCAGUCUGAAUGUUUGGAGAGGACAUGUAGCGAUACGGCAGCUGUCCGCGUCUGGGCACUGUGUGUGAUACAUGGGACGCCGUCCGCGCCGGACGGUGGUAGGUAUAGUAGACACAGGACACAGCUGUCCAGAACUGAGGAUAGGGUGGGCUCACCCGCCGGCCGGCCGCUCAGAAGAGAUGCGUUCCCUGGACGUGACCCGGUCCCGCUCAUCCCGUCCGGUAUAUUGACUAUAUGGAGGACUACUAUCACACUUCACAGUGCGACCUGCUCGACAAUUUGUACCCUAUGGUACGCUCUGUAGGUUUAGAACGGCUCCGUCCAUAGAUCCCGAUUCCUUGUGCAGCUGCACUGCAGCUUUUCAGGUUCAUGUUUACUGAGCCUAGCGGAUGUCGGUUGUUUAUAAGUAGUGCAAUAGUGGGUGACUUAGCCGCCCGUAGUAAGUGCAGCUGGAUAGCAGCUUAUCAGGUUCAUGUUUUCUGAAUCUGGCAGCAGUCUGUAAGUUUAACUUGUACAUACACCGGUUAGCAUUGCUUUUCUAUUGAGAAGCGUGUUGACUUACUUAGUUAGGUAUUGUUAUCGGCAGCGCAUUUUUGCAGCGUGAUAAGUCCCGAAAGCCUGCAGUGCGAUUAUCGUUAUGGGCAUUGAGUCUUGUGAGUUAGCUUAGUGAUAAUGAUGCUGGUAGGCAUGCUAAAAUGUUCAUGAAUAUGUAUUGUCGAGUUAAGGUGAAAAGACAUUUGUAAGGUUUAUGUGUACAUGCUUAAACGACUUCUCAUAUUUUCCGAAAUUUUCUUCAGAAUUGCCGCUUCAGAGAGUCGUGGAACAAUCUGUACCUACCUAUGUUCUCACUCGCAAUUCACUGAUGGUUGUGCCGUCCUGAAUUUUGGUUAUACAGGCCAAGGCGUCGGUCAAGACCAUGGUAUGUUAUGUAUUUAGCACACGAACUAAUAACGGUGUCGUGGUGUGGUAUCUGCUGCAAAAUGUUUAUUAGAAUAUCUAAUAAUAACAUCUACCGGAAGUUC
Messenger RNA from Amphibalanus amphitrite, 2396 nucleotides. Its product is annotated as SH3 domain-binding protein 5 homolog. Gene Ontology annotation, cellular component: cytoplasm. The record is from RefSeq and is a predicted model, not a curated record. Gene Ontology annotation, molecular function: protein kinase inhibitor activity. Bases 291 to 1352 code for a protein of 353 amino acids. The transcript has 7 exons. NCBI's taxonomy places the organism in Eukaryota, Metazoa, Arthropoda, Thecostraca, Balanomorpha, Balanidae. Gene Ontology annotation, biological process: negative regulation of protein tyrosine kinase activity; intracellular signal transduction.